This is a messenger RNA of Spea bombifrons (plains spadefoot toad), 519 nucleotides long. Its product is annotated as baculoviral IAP repeat-containing protein 5.1-like. Bases 31 to 519 code for a protein of 162 amino acids. The record is from RefSeq and is a predicted model, not a curated record. The transcript has 5 exons. NCBI's taxonomy places the organism in Eukaryota, Metazoa, Chordata, Amphibia, Anura, Pelobatidae.
AUAUAUAUAUAUAUAUCUCAUCCAGUCACAAUGGUCAAUCCUAACAACAUAUACACGCAGGCAAUCCAGCGUUUACAGGACUUUAGGAAAAUGUAUGAUUACGAGAGCCGCCUUCGUACGUUUGCAGACUGGCCUUUUACUGAAAACUGCAAGUGUACUCCUGAGAAUAUGGCCAAGGCUGGGUUUGUACACUGCCCGACAGAAAAUGAACCAGACAUAGCUUGCUGUUUCUUCUGCUUAAAGGAGUUGGAGGGCUGGGAGCCGGAUGAUGACCCAAAGAUAGAACAUUCUAAACGUUCUGCUGAUUGUGGCUUCCUGGCUCUCUCAAAAAGCAUCACAAAUCUAUCAAUGGAAGCCUUUAUUCGUUUGGAGGUUGAGAGGAUCAAGUGUUUCUAUCGCAAGUUCUAUACCAUUGUCAUGCACAAUAUGGAAGAAGAAAUGACUGCUACUACUAAAAGCCUUCUAGAACACUUCUCCAAGCAGCAUGGCUGUUCCAUAGAUCUGGAGCCAGAGAUUUGA